Heterotrigona itama is the source of this 1818-nucleotide messenger RNA. NCBI's taxonomy places the organism in Eukaryota, Metazoa, Arthropoda, Insecta, Hymenoptera, Apidae. The record is from the annotation of a GenBank genome assembly.
UAUAUAUAUAUAUUUAUAUACAUAUAUACAUCACCUGCUGCACAGUAAUUUAUAGAAAAGCAAUUACACUAAUUGUUGAUUUAAAUAUCCCCUUUAGCAUAUAUUACACCUAAACAGUACAAUUCUCGAAUUCGAUUAGAACUCGAUCGGUCCUCGAGUCCGAUAUUCCUGUGAAGAAAGUACAUUUUGUAAAACCAAUUCAAGACUGCCAUCGUCGUAGUGUAAAUAUAGUAACAGCUAAAAUGGCUUUGAAAAUUCGCGUCGAUUCGCCGAAUGUGAAAUACACAGAAGAUUAUAUCGAGGCACGGUACGAGUAUCAAACAACGAGCGUUACAGAAGGCAACAGUGUAAAUUACACGGUAACACCUGUAACAACAAACCUAUUAAUUAGAACACAACUGAAAGUUCCGAAACUUGGAUUAAUGUUGGUAGGAUGGGGUGGAAAUAAUGGUACCACUAUUACCGCAGCAUUAAUAGCAAACAAACUGAAGUACGGUUCCUUAAUUCAAGCAUCUACUGUCAGAUUAGGCAAAGGAAAGAAAGAAGAUGUGUAUGUUCCCAUGUCUUGGAUGCUCCCGAUGGUAAAUCCAGAUGAUAUUGAAGUUGAUGGCUGGGAUAUUUCAAAUAUGAAUUUAGCUGAUGCUAUGCAACGUGCAAAAGUUUUGGAUAUUAAUUUACAGAAGCAAUUAGUACCACAUUUGAUGCACAUGAAACCAAGAAAAAGCAUAUAUUACUCUGACUUCAUUGCUGCCAAUCAGGAAAAAAGAGCAAAUAAUAUUAUUCCUGGUACAAAGUUUGAACAAUUAGAACAAAUUAGAAAAGACAUUGCAGAAUUUAAAGCUACAAAGAAUUUGGAUCAAGUAAUUAUAUUAUGGACUGCCAAUACCGAACGAUUUUCGGAGAUAAUUCCAGGUGUAAAUGAUACAGCAGAAAAUUUAUUAAAUGCUAUUAAAGAAAGUCAUUCAGAAAUUAGUCCAAGUACAGUGUUUGCUGUUGCUGCUGCUUUGGAAGGAUGUACAUAUAUAAAUGGGUCUCCUCAAAAUACUUUCGUACCAGGAGCAAUAGAAUUAGCAGAGAAACAUAAAACAUUUAUUGGUGGUGAUGAUUUUAAAUCCGGGCAAACAAAAUUAAAAUCUGUACUUGUGGACUUUCUAGUCUCAGCUGGUAUUAAACCAGUAUCAAUUGUUAGUUACAACCAUCUUGGAAAUAACGAUGGAUAUAAUUUGUCUGCCCCACAACAAUUUCGUUCAAAAGAGAUUUCAAAAAGUAAUGUUGUGGAUGAUAUGGUGCAAUCAAAUAAAAUUCUUUACCAACCUGGAGAAAAGCCAGAUCAUUGUGUUGUUAUUAAAUAUGUUCCAUAUGUUGGUGAUAGCAAACGAGCGAUGGAUGAAUACACAUCAGAAAUAUUACUUGGAGGACAUAAUACAAUUGUGAUACAUAAUACAUGUGAAGAUUCUCUAUUGGCUAGCCCAAUUAUUUUGGAUCUGGUUCUUUUAGCAGAGAUUUGUUCACGUAUUACUUUCAAAUUAGCUUAUACCAAAGAUGAGUUUACUGAAUUUCACAGUGUGCUUUCCAUACUUUCAUAUCUUUGCAAAGCACCAUUAGUGCCUCGAGGAACACCGGUUGUGAAUGCAUUGUUCAGACAACGAGCAGCAAUUGAAAAUAUCUUAAGAGCCUGCCUUGCAUUGCCUCCCGAAAAUAAUAUGUUACUUGAGCACAAAGUUCAUUUCAAAAACUAAGUAUGAAUUUAAAAGGAAAGAUAUAUUAUAUGUUCCAAAGUAAGGGUAUUAUUUGCAAAAAAAAAAAGAAAAAAAAAAG